This is a messenger RNA of Cuculus canorus (common cuckoo), 718 nucleotides long. RefSeq names its product feather keratin. Gene Ontology annotation, cellular component: intermediate filament. The record is from RefSeq and is a predicted model, not a curated record. The transcript is spliced from 2 exons. Lineage: Eukaryota; Metazoa; Chordata; Aves; Cuculiformes; Cuculidae. Gene Ontology annotation, molecular function: structural constituent of cytoskeleton. Bases 140 to 562 code for a protein of 140 amino acids.
ACAGAGCCAAGUGGACACGUCCUCAAGAGGAGGACAUGACAUUGAAGAAUUGGGGCAAGGAAAACACACCCCACCUCAUGACUCGCAAGGCUGGGCCAGGGGACAGCUGCUGCCUGCAAAAUGCACUCAUGCACUAAGGAUGUCCCGCCCCUCACGCACUGCUAUAAAAGCAAGUUCAGCGCCUCUCUCCUUCACACUCUUCUCUACACACCUUCUCCUCCGUGCUCAAGAAGGGACCCUCCACACCACACCCAUGGCCUGCUACGACCUUUGCGGCUCCUGUGGACCCGCCCCGCUGGCCAACAGCUGCAACGAGCCCUGCGUAAGGAAGUGCCAGGACUCCUCCGUUGUCAUCCAGCCUUCCACCGUGCAGGUCACCCUGCCAGGACCCAUCCUCACCUCCUUCCCCCAGAGCACUGUGGUCGGAUCCUCCGCCUCCGCUGCUGUGGGCAGUGAACUCAGCUACCAGGGAGUGCCCGUCUCCAAUGGGGCCUUCGGCUAUGGCUAUGGCUUGGGAGGCCUGGGCUGCUAUGGUGGCAGAAGAGGCUGCUACCCCUGCUAAGAGCCCUCACCACCACCCCUGACAACGACCACCCCUACCUUGGAAGUCCCACCAUGGAUUGAGGUUGCACCUCCUUGCACCUCAGACCGGCUCCCUUGCACUUCGCGCUCCUGCCUUCUCACUCUUUUCUUCGGCCCUUCAAUAAAGUUCUCCUGC